Molecule: messenger RNA, 915 nt
Organism: Hordeum vulgare subsp. vulgare (domesticated barley)
Lineage: Eukaryota; Viridiplantae; Streptophyta; Magnoliopsida; Poales; Poaceae
Product: nitrogen regulatory protein P-II homolog
Exons: 7
Coding region: 93-701 (202 amino acids)
Biological process (GO): regulation of nitrogen utilization
Cellular component (GO): chloroplast thylakoid; cytosol
Molecular function (GO): ATP binding; enzyme regulator activity
Source: RefSeq, a predicted model, not a curated record
UUCAGUCUGAUAACUGUGGAUUGUCUUGUCUGACCUUGUGACCGACUGAGGAGACACCAGACGACACUGAAUCGCCAACAACUGCGUCCAUCAUGUCGCCGGCGACUUCUCCGGCCGCCGCGGUGGGUGCCAUAUCCGGCGGCCUACUCCCCCACACCGCAUAUAUCCGGCGACCCUUCCCCACCUCCCGCCUCCUUCCCCCGCGUUGGUCCAUCCUCCAGGUCAACGCGGCCCGUCGUCAUCGCCGCCCGGCCACGCCCGCGCGCGCCCAGAGCGCUCCCUCCCCAGGGUACCUGCCGGACUCGGAGUUCUACAAGAUCGAGGCCAUCCUGAGGCCGUGGAGGGUGCCGCAUGUCUCGUCGGGCUUGCUCGAAAUGGGGAUCAGAGGCGUGACGGUGUCCGAUGUGCGGGGUUAUGGCGCGCAGGGCGGGUCGACGGAGCGGUAUGAAGGGUCAGAAUUUUCAGAAGAUACAUUUAUUGCUAAAGUUAAAAUGGAAAUAGUUGUGUGCAAGGAGCAGGUGGAGCCAGUAAUUGACAAAAUAAUUGAAGAGGCCAGAACUGGAGAAAUUGGUGAUGGAAAGAUAUUCUUGAUACCCGUUGCGGACGUUGUAAGGAUACGCACCGGGGAACGUGGAGCGCAUGCGGAGAGGAUGAUUGGCGGUCUGUCAGACAAACUGCCCCCGGUGAUCACAAUCUCAUGAGUAGAAUUUGACUGCUCUUGCUGCCUCUAACUGUAAGUGCAUCAAUCGGUUGGUUGAUCGGUGGCCGUGUGUGGGGGAAUAAUGUGUAACUUUGUAUGUUGCGCGAAUAAAUCGGCGCAAGCGGGCAUGUGCUGAAUGUGGUUUGUAUGUAAGAAUUGGUUACUAUAAACUCCCUGUUGGUGAGAAGAUGAAAACCUGGAUAUAAUUUGUGGGA